Molecule: messenger RNA, 1629 nt
Organism: Heterobilharzia americana
Lineage: Eukaryota; Metazoa; Platyhelminthes; Trematoda; Strigeidida; Schistosomatidae
Source: the annotation of a GenBank genome assembly
AUGCUUUCUGAUGUUUAUAACCAAGUUUUCGAAGAAAACCUCUUACCAUCUCUACAACAUAAAGUUUCAAGCUUUUGUUUUACUACUUCAAGUAACCAUUACACUUUGUGUACGGAAAUUGCCGCUGUGGACGACUUACUGGAUAAUAUGUCGACUAAGAUUCUGUCUGAUUACUUCCAUGACGAUUCAGUUGAUUCCACAGAAUCCAUAGAUUACGAAUUUUACAGUGAAAAUCGUGAAAAGGCUCCAGAAUCACUUCAGAAGAAUAAUGUAACAAGAUUUGAGAACAAAAGUGUUGAUUUAUCAGAAAAUAUCAAAAAAGUGAAGAGUAGUCAACAACAAGAAAGCAAACUGUAUGAAUCAAAUGAAAAACUGGUAUCAAAUUCAUUAUGUGAUGAAACAUACUGCACUUCUGAAGCGGCACACAGUGAGAAUGAUGAGAUAAGCUACUCAAACAAUCAUACUGAAAAUCCAGCGUUAGCAGAAACACCAGUAGUAAAUUAUUCUAAUAGAAUGUUCCCAACUGUAAGUGAAACUAGCAGUAAAAGUGUUCAGAAUAACGUUAAAAAAAUAAGUGAAAAGAAUGUGAAGGGAGAAGAGAAAGAUAAUGAUGAGGAUGGUGAUGAGAAUGAUGAUUAUGAAGAAGACGAGCUAGUUUCCUUUUCUAGUGAAAAUGAAGAUGUCAGUAUACACAAAGAUGACUACCGGGUGUCCAGAAAUUCACCUGUUCAGAGAACUAUAAAUGCUAAAGGUCUUUCUUAUCCUGAACAAAACAGACACACAUUUCAUAAUGAAUUGAAUAAUGGUAUUUAUAACAUGAACGAUGAAUGCAUUAAAGUUGCACAGAUUGCAAAUGCUCUAAAAUCUUUCGAUAAAAAGAUUCAUCGUCUACAUAUUCGUCCACCAUGGAGGGACCCCAAUUCAAAGCCGUUGCCGAGUGAUAGAACAACCGCAUUUUAUACUAUGUAUGAAGAUUACUUAAAAUAUCAAAAUCAGAGACCGUUUUCAAGUAUAGAGCAUUCGACAAGUAGUUGUAUCAAUACUGAGAUAGCUGUGCGCAGAUUGUAUCACUCAACAUUAAAUCGCUAUCGUCAAAAUGAAAAGAUCCAGAUGGAGAACUAUGAAUUAGCUAAACGUUUACAAAAAUUCGACCAACAACCGCCAAUUUUACCACCGAAGUAUCAACAAGGUUCUCGCGUAAAUCACAGAACAUAUAUUAAGAAUAAAACUGGUAAACAAGUAACCAGUUCCAAAUCAAGAAGCUUUAUAAGAGAUUCGCAUCAAUCAAGUGAAAAGCAAAGUGAUACUAUUACUACUAGUAGUGUAUCAGACCAAACAUCAGCUAGUUUAAGUAGUAGUGUUCAUUCACUACCAGAAAAGUAUAGUAGAAGUCAAGCAAAAAAUGAUAAUUUUAAACAACAAAGUAAUAAUAAUGGGAGAAGAAUGAAUCCAGUAGGGUCUCCAAAUCGUCAACAAAAAUACAAACCAUCUUCAACUUUCGCUUCAGACUACAAAACUGAAGAUUUGAAACAAAAACAUAAACAUGUGACAAUUAAAAAUUCAUCUGAUAAUCACUCAUCAUUAUCGUCAGCUUCAUUUCAUACAUCUUCAUCGUCUAUUAAUGCUUGA